AUGCCUCUUAACCUUUUUUCUAAUUUUAAGGGACAACUUUUGCAGGAGUUACCAUCCUACAAGAAAUAUGCACAAUUAAAUGAGAGCGAAAAUAUUGAUAAUUACUGUGAUGACUGCAAUGACAUACUCCCUUUAGAAAAGGAUAACCCUGGGAUUUAUGAGCUUUGUAAAAAGGCCGUAAAAAACUUACAUGAGGUAAUAAAAAAAGGAAAGUGCAACGAAUGGGGGGAAUAUUUCGCUUACUGGAUAAAUGAUGAAAAAAGAAAAAUAAUAAAUGAACAACAGAAAAACAUUUUUGAAAAUCCUAUAGUAAAAUUGGACGAUGUGGCUUAUAGAGUCAUGAACAGAUUAGAUCAUAACGAUUGUAGAUAUUUUUCUAGUUAUGCAGUUAGCUUGGAUAAUUGGAAAGAAAUGAAAGAUUUGCAUGGCUAUUUUAAAAAUCACAGCACUAUUUCUGGUUGUGCCAGUGAUUUAACAAAGAGUAAUUGCCAUCUGUAUUGUAACUACGUUAAAUAUAUAAGUGAGUUAUAUAAAAAGUAUCUAAAGGAUUGUUGUGUUUAUUAUUACAGCGCGAAUAACGUUGUUGAAAGGGACUGUCCUAGUUAUUUUUUAUGUGAUAAGACGUAUAACCCGUAUGCUCUACUGUCUAAACUAAAAUGUGAUGAUCGGCCAACUAGAGAAGAAAUAGAAACAGUAUACGACGAAGCAAUUAUUGAUCGUAAAGUCAAAUUAAUAACGGAAAAAUAUAAUAGAUCGUACGAACCGCACACAACGCAAAUGCAGCAGAUAUGGCAAAAUCUUUUUCAAGCUUAUGGAGCCUUGAAGACUGAACCAGAGUAUGAUUCGUUCCGCUUUAACAUGUCAAUUGCUUUCGGAAUUCUGGGAGCAUUUUUCACCUUUUUUGUUUUCUACAAAUUUACCCCAUUUGGAGCAUGGAUUAACAGGAAGGUAACAAACGAAAGGCGAAUUACGAAUUAUUAUGAAAACAAUGUGCAAGAUAUGCUGAGGAAUCAAUCAGAACACACCGGCAUAAAUCCGCAGAGCAGGAGAGUGCGUAUAGCUUACCACUCAGCGUGA
Molecule: messenger RNA, 1077 nt
Organism: Plasmodium vivax (malaria parasite P. vivax)
Lineage: Eukaryota; Apicomplexa; Aconoidasida; Haemosporida; Plasmodiidae
Product: variable surface protein Vir22/24-like
Exons: 2
Coding region: 1-1077 (358 amino acids)
Source: RefSeq, a predicted model, not a curated record